This is a messenger RNA of Daktulosphaira vitifoliae (grape phylloxera), 1957 nucleotides long. RefSeq lists its product as uncharacterized. The record is from RefSeq and is a predicted model, not a curated record. NCBI's taxonomy places the organism in Eukaryota, Metazoa, Arthropoda, Insecta, Hemiptera, Phylloxeridae. The transcript has 2 exons. Bases 8 to 415 code for a protein of 135 amino acids.
AUUUGCCAUGAACAUUCUUUCUAUUUACAAGAUGGGCUUAGAUGACGAAGAUCAGGCCAAUACGAACUUAUAUAUCGAUGAAGAUGAUGACCAAUGGUCCGAUGUUUCUACAGAUAGCGAAAUGAUUGAUCAGAGCGAUUUUAGCAAUGAGGACUUAGUGUCACUUUACAUACAGGUAACAAAACCGAUUGUCCGCCAAAAUGAAACUCGAAGAAAGUUAAAGAGAUCGUCAAUUCGUCGUUUAGUCGAAGGACGUCAUGUUAAAUUAUCACAAUCGUCGGUGACGAUAAAUAAUAAUACAGAUAAAUUGUCAUCUCCGUGGGAGAAAAAUGAUUUUUUCAAAGCUUAUUGUGCUAUUGAUGAUUUACCUUCAGGCGUGGAUGACGACGAAGAUUCUGCCGAUGAAGAAAAUUAACGAGAGUCAAGUUUAUUCAACAGCGAAUGUACUUCAGAAAGACUAAUAGAAAAAAUGGCAAUGAAUGUAAACGAAGGGACUGCUACAGAUGAAAAACGGGCUCUGAAAGAAGUGCUAUUUAGGAUAGUUACUAUGGCCAAGUGUUUCAUGGCCGAAAAAAAAAAAAUUAAACAAUAUGUGUUUGUUAAAUAUUUCUUUAAGUUAUUUAUUUAAAUCUUUUUGGUCAAAAAGAAUUAUGUUCUUCAAAGAAUAUGAAUAUAAUGUAUAAAUAGAAGUAUUGAUUAUCUUAAACGAGAAGGUUAAAUAAGAGACCAUUAAUGUGGACAUAAACAGAGUAGCCCACUGUUAUUCCAUUUUAUGAUAGUGACGAGUAUAUUAUCACUUAUGGACUAUGCAAAUUAUUUAGUAAGGUUUUCUAUAUUUAAUAAUCUUACAACUCCAUGGAGUUGUAGGGUUAUGUAUCCCGUUAAAUAAAAUAAUUUAUCUUACUGCCAAUUUAUAUUUCAGCAAGAUUUUUUAACUGCAUCGAUUGCAAUAAAUUAUUUGAAUUGAAAAACAUUGAACAAGUUCUAAGUGAGUUCUACAAAAUUAUUAAUGAAGCCUUUCAAAAUUUCGUUUCAUUUUCUAAUAACAAUAAUACAAAUUUUACUCAAUGGUUUAAUGUUGAAUUAAAAAAGAUGAUUUGUAAUAAAAUAGAAGCCCGUAAAAGGUAUAAAAUAACUGAUAAUAAUGAUAAUUAUUUAAAAUUUUUGGAAAUCGGAUGAAAAUUUAAAAUAAUGUCCGUAAAAAUGUUACGAUAUAUUGAAGUCAAACACAAAGACACUUGAUUAGCAACCCAAAAUAUUUUUGAAAGUAUAUUAAACAAUUUAAGAAAAAUCUGCCACCUAUUAUGUAUUAUAAUAAUUCAAAUGAUUUCAAAAGUAAUAUCUUCCUUGUUUAGCAAUUAUUUUUCAGCAGCUUAUAAUGUAAAUAAUAAUAUUAAUGAUAAUUUAAUAUAAUUUAGAUGAUUUAAUAAAUAUUUCCCACUGUGAAAUAAGUCUUGCUGACAUAUUUGACGGCCUAAGUCAACUUGGUACUGGACCGGUACAUGGUCUUGACUAACUGACAGCAUUAAUCUUAAAUAAAUGUCGGUACUCUCUAUCAUAUACAAUUUUUUACCUAUUUAAUUUGUCUUUUAACGGUGGCUCUUUCUCUAAUAUAUGGAAAUAAAGUAAUAUCUCCCCAAUAUUUAAAUCAGGGGAUAGGGGAUCUAUUUCAAAUUACCGGCUUAUUUAUAAAUUUAGUUUUCGGGGAAAUUUCUUGAAAAAUUAGUAGAACCAAAGCCAUGUAUUAAAAAAUGUGUUAUACAAUAAACAAUAUGGUUUUAGAACUAUGAAAUCAAUAGAGUCUAAUGUGAUAACAUAUUAUUCAUUCCUUGUAGAAUCUGUAACAAUAGGUAAUAAAGUUGAUUCAAUAUACAUAUAGAUUAAAAAAAACAUUUAAUUCAGUUAAUCAUAAGUUAUUAAUAAAAAAAAUUACAAAAUAUUGGAAUGAAUAUUCCCU